Molecule: messenger RNA, 6668 nt
Organism: Ceutorhynchus assimilis (cabbage seed weevil)
Lineage: Eukaryota; Metazoa; Arthropoda; Insecta; Coleoptera; Curculionidae
Source: the annotation of a GenBank genome assembly
GGGCAGUCUAGCUUGACAAACGGGCUUUUUUGUGGCUUUAAAUAUUGUCAUUUUCAGGCAAAAGACUAAGUUAUAAGUGGAAAAUUUCUUCGUUAUGGUCGAUGGGAAAGAUAAUUAUUAUUCAAGAUAAUAUUUCCGACGUUGACUUCAAUUUUUAAUAUUCCAUGAGAAAAAUUCUCGGAUUUGAGGUUAAUUAGUGCACUAAGAUUUUUUUUUCUUUUUUUAGCACAAAUAAUAAACUGGCAUGAGGUGGACAUUUUUAAUUGGAAUAUUUGGAGCAAUCCUAACAAUAAGUCGUGCAGGGGACGAUGGAAGCGAAUCAGAUGGGGAUACUUCAAGAAAAAUUUUGGGAUCAAGUGUUGUCACAUCCGUAUCAGUCGUCAUGGACACCGGAAAUAAAAAGAACACCAUCUUCACCGACGCUGUUGGUAAGCCUCAACCGAAACCAGCCAACCCUUCGGAAUUAGCCAGUCCCAUAGAGCUUCUCAAUCCUGAUAGAUAUGAAUUUUACACGUUCGAUGACAAUGGAGAUUUAGUCAAAAGACUAAUGUCCUUGGAAGAAAUCAAAAGUAUCAUUGCUACCGGAGAUAGUGAUGCACUAGACUUGGACUCCUUUACGUCACAAGGCUUUUUGCCAGAAAAGCGCGUGAGUGAUGUAGUUAAUAACGUACAAAGUGUCCUUAAAGAAGAAAUGGAAAUUCUCAAAGAUCCUAUAUCGAAACCUAUAUUUGAUACUCCCGAUGUUAGUGACUCUUGGAGCAUGAUAUUACCUGCUGUUUUUGGAAAUUCGGGUGAAGAUAUUAAACCGGAAAAACCUGCUGGAUAUGUUACUCCUGACACAAUUAUGAUCGAACCCAAUUUCCAGUCGACAUCUGGACCUCAGAAGGUCGAUUUAAUUCUGAGUAGCACCAAAAAACCAUCUGUAACAUCCACAACAAAAAGACCUCUUGCCAGCAUAUCAACGGCAUCCUCAAUACACAUAUCACAACCAGUUUAUUACAGCAGCCCCUUAACAACAAAAACCACCCCUUCAACAUCAACCGCACCUUCAAUUAAUGUAGAAAUAUUUUCAAAUAGCAUUUCAACACCUAGCACAGAAAAAAAUCAGGAAGAUGAAGAAGUCCCUACCAGAAUUACAAAUUUCUCAUCAAUCACGAACCCACCUCUAGUCCGCAAUGUUACUCGACCUGCCACAACCUUGUCAACAAGCACUGGAACAGAAACUAGUUCUUCAACCCAAAAAAUAAGUUCCAUAACCCAGGAAAUCCAAAGUUCAAGUCUAAAACCACUAACAAAAUGGACCAGCACUAGUUCUAAACCUGGUUCCACGCAAUCGAGCACGACUCAAUGGACUAAUACCAGUUUUGCCACCUCAGGUGCUGUCAGUUCAGUAAAACCUCCACCAAAUAUAUUUGGUUUUCCACCAUUCACUCAUGUAAAAUCAACAACUCCAAUCCAACUAAGUGCAGCCAAGCCGACUCUGUCAACUCAUCCUAAUAUAUUUGGUUUUCCUGUUAAAGUAGAACAAAUGAAUAAUCCCACAAUCACGGUGUCUUCGUCUACCACGCUACCAUCAAAAACUUCGACCAUAUUUUCAUCAACUCCUUCGUCCCAACCAAUAACUGCCAAGCCGACUAGGUCACCUCAUCCUAAUAUAUUUGGUUUUCCUGUUAAAGUAGAACAGAAGACUGAUCCCACAACAAUAUUAGCAUCUUCAUCAACUUCGCAACCAACAAAAACAUCGACGAUAUUUUCAUCAUCUACAUUACCGACAAUAUCUUCAUCAGCUGCAACCUCUUCAGUUCCAAUCACAUCGUCAACAAUAAACACCAGUGCAUCAUUGAUAAAAAUUACACCAGAACUUAGUAUCACUAGUACAGUUGGUAAUGUACAACCUAGUUCCUUAGAAACAAAGAAUCAAACCGAUGUUACAGGAAAACCAAUUGAAAAAGUGGUGAUAUCGAGUACUAGCACCCCGCUAAAAUUGACGACUAGUGAAACUUACUCUCCUUCGACUUGGAGACCAAGUCCUGAAGAUGCCCACAUUUUCAACAUAUUCAAAGAAGUUUUGGCGGAAAGCACGUCAACUGAAACUGCCAGAAAUGAAUCAAAAACUCCCUCUCCAAGCACAGAAUAUUUUACCACUGACAGUACAACUAUAAAUGAUGCAAUAACUUUUGAAUCAAACAAAAUCCUUGCAACCAACCUUGAUGAUGAUUUAAGUACUUUGCCAACCGAACAAAAAUUAUCUACUAGCUUAGAAUAUGAUAAUGAUCCAGCUACAACAAAACUACCAACAUUAUUGAAUGCUUUAAAUGACAAACAAAAAGUAUCAGCAUCCGAACUACUAGACCAACUACUGUUCUCUACCAAUAUUUAUGAGAUAAAUACCGAGUUAGCGUCACCGAAGCCUUAUAUUCCAGAUACAGAUCAGAGAUUUGAUAAUAGUAACUCUAAAACAACUUUGCCUGUUCAAGAACUGGAUCAGCAAUCUACAACAACGGAUCAAGAUUUUAUAUCCUAUCCCCCAACAACUGAUAUCACUCUAAUUCAAAGUAUUGAGCAGUUAUUAUCACAAGCAGUUGGGGAUGUUCAGACUGUUCUAAAUCAAACUACAGAAGGUGAAAAUUAUGGUAAAGAAGCUGAAACAUCUGUAACAGCUGAGCAGUUAGAUAUUAUGUCUACAACAGAAGGUGGUCCUAGUGAAUCUACAGAAACGUUCGCAACAAAUAUUAAUUUAGGCAACUCAGUUGAAGCUUUAUUAUCACAAGUGAAUGAUGCAGCCGCAUUAAAUAAAAUAAUUUUAACUGAAAAACCGCAUGUCGAUGUUACUUAUAGAAAAGUAGAAGAACAUAAAUCCACAGCUUCUGUGGUGUCUACUACACAAACUCCUACAGUAUCAUCAAUAUCGACAGAAGACUCAGUAGAUACCGAACAAUUCAAAUCAACACUUGCUGAGCGAGAAGAAGCAGAACAAGAGGCAACUACUUUUUAUUAUGUAGUUAAAAGGAAAUCACAAGCCACGUCUGAAAUUCCUUAUUUAAUUAAUAUUACAUUAUUAGGUUCAGAGCCCAUAAGGAAUUUAAGCAAACCAGCGAAGGCUGAUUUGAGCUUAGAACAAGAACUAUUAGCAGCAGAAUUAAAAAAUUUGACUUUAAUCGAAGCAAACAAAACGUCAGAAGCCAGUGAAGUCAUAAAAGAAAGUGAAACUAAAAUCGUGUUAGUUAGUUCAACAUCAGCAACGACGAUUGAAUCAACGGAAGCCUCAAUUGGUACUUUUACAAAGCCUCCUGAUAGCUCCACAAUUGUUGCUGAAGAAGAAACAACAACGGAUAUUGACACUUUGAGUACCACGCAGUUCGAAAGUGUAACUGGUGACAAUCAUUUAUUUUCAACAGAUAAAGAAAGUACCACUACGGAUAUUGUAACGACUCAAAAUUUUGAAAAUGAAUCUACUAAAAAUGCUCCUGCACUAACUACUGAAAAUGUUCCUACUAGAUCCACUACCAUUCGGUCAGUACCUAAACCAUCCAUUGUAAUAUCCAUCAAUGAAAAUAAUACUUUGGUGAGCGAAAAUGGAAAAUUAGUAGCGAACAAAACGAUAGCUACAACUUCUGUAGCUCCAACCAAAGCAGCAGCAAAAAAAAAUAGCACUUUAUCAUCAUUAAAGCAGCAACAAAAAAAUUCAACCCAAGACCAAACAUGGACCUUAGUAUCAACAGUUGCUCCUCAACAAGCUUCUCAGCAACAUAUUCCACCACCAACAAUUCCUUAUCCAGAAGUACUGGAAACUCCAGUUCAAGUUGAUUUAGUUCCAAAACCAAUGCAAGGAUUCGGACUGGAAGACACCACAUCAGCUUUAGAAGUCGACGUUCAUCAAUUUGCCAAUUUAUGCAAUGAGUUGGCGUUUGGAUUCUGGAAAACUGUUACUACAGGAUUAAGUUCUGCUAGAAGCCUUUUCGUAUCACCAUUUGCCGCAACAUCAAUAUUAGCAAUGGUGUUUUUAGGAGCUAAAGGUGCUACUUCAGAGGAAAUGAAUGAAAUUCUCAAAUUAGAUGAUAUGGUCACUUUCAAUCCUCAUCUGAUAUUUAAAAGUGUUACUGAGUCAGUUGUAGCUGAACCCAAUUCAGGAAUAGCAACCACUGCUAUGAUAAGAGAGCUAUUUAGUGAUAGAAGUAAAGGAAAGCUGCUAGAUUUUUACAAAAACAGAGUGAGGGCGUUUUAUGAUGGAUUUGUAGAAGAAGUGAGCUACAGGGAGAUUGGAGAUAUAAUACGGCGGAGAUCGAAUCUUUUGGUUAAAAAAUAUACAAAUGGUAAAUAUACGCAGUUUUUCAAUGAUGCCUCCAUUGUGCCAAGAUCGCCUUUGAGUGGAAUCGGUAUAAACAUAUUUGAGACUGACUGUUCAAAUACAUCCUCUGAAGGCAGAGAUGGAGAAAUUCAUUUUGUAGUAUUUCCUUCAAUAAAGCAACGUCGCCUUAUUCCUAUUCCAGCUGUAGUAUAUAGGUCUGGAUUCUUAGCUGGCUAUGAACCAAGCUUAGACGCUACAGCAGUAUCUUUAGGAAACAAAGAGCAAAUAAUCAGCACUAUUUUAGUGAUACCUGGACAACAAGGUAUUGCUGCUCCUGGUGAUGGACUUGCAAGGUUGGAGAAGAGGCUUGUUGAAAGUUCUUUCAAAAAAGGUGCUUGGUCCAGAUUACUCCGCUCUCUAAUCCCCCGUUCAGGCUUAGAAGUUCAAAUUCCCAGAUUCUCACAUCGUUCAGUGAUCAACACAACAAAUACACUGCAAAGAAUGGGACUGCACGAACUAUUCAGUCCAGUCAGUGCGGAUCUUAGAGGUCUGAAUGGAGUAGCCAAUGAGCUGCAUCUAUCUGACGUUUUACAAAUUAACAAAUUUGCAACUUGUGGAGAGAAACGGCAGGAUGAAGUUCAGCAUUCGGAAGUGUACCCAGCUACCACAAUGAGAGCCAGAUCCGCCCGACGUCUCCACCAUCUUCCAACUUUAGAGCAAGACGAACCCCGUGAUUAUCAAAGAGCCUUCCACGAUCCACUUCACGAUCCAUCUUUACUUGAACUACCAUUGCCCCUACGGCCACGACAGGCCAGGAUUCCAGAAGUUCCCCGACUACGGUUCGACAGGCCUUUUUUGUAUUUCAUAAGACACAAUCCCACUGGUUUAAUCUUGCAUAUGGGGCGAUUUAAUCCCCGAUUACUACCAUGAGUAGGGUUAGAACGCUAGUUUUGCGAAUAAUGAAGACUGUAAAAAAAUUAAUUAUAGUAUAAUUUUGUUUGGGUAUUCAUUGGGAGUUACUUUAAAGCCCCUGAUGCAAGUGUAAUGACAGAAUUGUAUGUUUCAUGUAAAAAUACUAAGCCUUAUCAUUUUUUGUUUUGUUCAGUUAAUCCUUGAAAAAAAUAUAUGAGGGGUAGUUUUUCACAAGGAAUGCCUUGUCUAACAAGAUAAUUUGUAUAGGAAAUGAAGCCUUUUUGCCAUUAUGUAUGUCAUUUAUCUAAAUCUAUCUUAAAUAUGUAUUUUAAAAAUCUAAAUUUUCAAAAGUUGUGCAUUUUUCAAGGUUCUCCUUGAAAAUAUUCCUAAGAAAAUGACUAGCAAUGUAGAAAAAUUCAAAAAAAAUUAUAAAUUAAAAAACUCAAGUAAGUUUUAUAUACAUUUUGGCAUGGAAUUUGGCUGCAAAAUCAUAUCGAUUGAAAUAUUUAUUGUAAUAAGAUAAAUUAAUAAGGAACUAAUUAUUUGUUAAUAUAGUUUAGGAUAUACCUACUUUUAAGUUCCAACUAUGUUAUUCUUUUUGUGAUUGUGUAUACUAUAGGCGCCAAAUUUCUUAGAUUAGUAGCUAAAGCAAAGAUGCUAAAGUAUUAUGUGCAAUUAAGGGUAAUUUAUUUCAAAUAAAAUUAUAGAAAUAUUUAUGUGUUUAAUUUGAUUUUUUUAAACCUGUAUUGGUAUUAUGCCUAUUAAAAGUGUUAAAACAGCUUUGUCUCAAAGAACUGAAGUCACACUAGUUGUAGAUCUGAAUUCAAACAAAACUGUUGGCAAUGUUUAAAUAAGUUGAAAAUUUAGCACAAAAACUGUACGUUGGUUUAAUCAGUUCUUGUUGCGGCUCUAGCAAUUAUUAUUAUUCUUGUAGCAGUGACGCGAGUGACCAAAACAAACAAUUUAUAAAAGUUUCUCGUUCAAAAAUGAUAGCUAUUUUCCUGAUUAUUGCUCUUCUGAGGUGCAAAAAAAAAUUUUCAUCAUUUACAUUAUUUCUUUAAUUUGAAAUCAAACCUAAAGAGAUACAUAAAGAGAGCAAAAUUAACCUGAAAAUAUUUAAAAGGUAAAGAAACCUUUAAUAUAGUUCCAAGAAAUCUUGUUCUGUAUAUUCUUCAAUAUUAAGCAUAAUCAUUAAAUUGUAAUAGAAAAAUUUCCAUAAUCGGGUAUAAUAACGACAUUCUAAGUAAUUUUUUAAUUUACUUUUUCUCCUUAUCAUCGGACUUUUCGUCUUUUUUCUUUUCCUUUAAGUUUCCAACAGCUUGACGAACAGCUUCAGAUUGAGGAUCAACCCCAGGUAAACUUUCCAGAACACUUUGCAAAAAUGUUGGAUCAUUCAUGACAGUUGAAUAGUCUUCAUCGUCGUCGUUCUCUACUUCCAUUGGUUCUUCCUUAGUGGGAAUGGAUUCUU